CCACGUUCUUUUCCCCUGCCUCAAAUUCAAGAUGGCGAAGAACGUGCACUCCAAAACCUACGUGACCCCACGUCGGCCAUUUGAAAAGGCUCGUCUUGAUCAAGAACUUAAACUGAUUGGUGAGUAUGGUCUCAGGAACAAGCGAGAGGUCUGGAGGGUGAAAUACACUCUCGCCAAGAUUAGAAAGAGAGCCCGAGUUUUGCUGACCCUUCCUGAGAAAGACCCUCGACGUCUCUUCGAAGGUAAUGCCCUUCUGAGAAGGCUUGUUCGUAUUGGAGUACUGGACGAAAGCCGAAUGAAGCUCGAUUACGUGCUUGGACUUAGGGUUGAGGACUUUUUGGAGAGGAGACUACAAACCCAGGUCUUCAAGCUCGGCCUAGCAAAGUCAAUUCACCAUGCCCGUGUUAUCAUCAGACAGAGGCACAUCAGGGUACGCAAGCAGCUGGUAAAUAUACCAUCAUUUGUUGUGAGGCUUGACUCUCAAAAGCACAUUGAUUUCAGCCUUAACUCACCUUAUGGCUGUGGCAGACCAGGUCGUGUUAAGAGAAAGAAUAUGAGAAAGGGACAAGGUGGAGGUGGAGAUGAAGAAGAUGACGAGUAGGUGAAGGUAUCAAGAAUAUAAAGAACACUUUUAUGUUCAUUGAAUAUGAAAAAAAAUGAUAUUUCAAUGUAA
Messenger RNA from Rhopilema esculentum, 673 nucleotides. RefSeq names its product small ribosomal subunit protein uS4. Gene Ontology annotation, biological process: ribosomal small subunit biogenesis; translation. Gene Ontology annotation, molecular function: rRNA binding; structural constituent of ribosome. Gene Ontology annotation, cellular component: cytosolic small ribosomal subunit. NCBI's taxonomy places the organism in Eukaryota, Metazoa, Cnidaria, Scyphozoa, Rhizostomeae, Rhizostomatidae. The record is from RefSeq and is a predicted model, not a curated record.